AUGGCGGCUGCUGCAGCACAAGCAGUGCCCGAGUUCAAACUCAUCCUCGUCGGUGAUGGGGGUGUCGGGAAAACCACUCUGGUCAAACGCCAUUUGACAGGCGAGUUCGAGAAGAAAUACAUCCCCACUCUUGGUGUGGAGGUGCAUCCGCUGAAGUUCCAGACCAAUUUUGGCAUGAUUACCUUCAAUGUGUGGGAUACUGCCGGUCAAGAGAAGUUCGGAGGUCUCCGCGAUGGAUAUUACAUCAAGGGACAGUGCGCAAUCAUGAUGUUCGAUGUGACCGCGCGUAUCACUUACAAGAACAUCCCCAACUGGUACAGAGAUAUUACCCGAGUCUGCGAGAACAUUCCCAUUGUUCUUGUCGGCAACAAGGUUGACGUCAAGGACAGGCAGGUAAAGGCGCGCCAGAUCCAGUUCCACCGGAAGAGGAAUCUUCAGUACUAUGACAUCAGUGCUCGAUCCAACUACAACUUCGAGAAGCCGUUCCUGUGGCUCGCUCGGCGCCUGACGAACCAGCCGGCGCUGUCCUUUGUUGGCGAGCAUGCGAAGGCUCCAGAAAUCCACAUCGACCCGAACCUUGUGCAAGAAGCCGAGAGGGAACUCCAGGCUGCUGUGAGCACCGCCAUUGAUGAUGAUGACGAGGAUCUGUAA
This is a messenger RNA of Besnoitia besnoiti, 651 nucleotides long. Its product is annotated as GTP-binding nuclear protein ran/tc4. The transcript has 5 exons. The record is from RefSeq and is a predicted model, not a curated record. NCBI's taxonomy places the organism in Eukaryota, Apicomplexa, Conoidasida, Eucoccidiorida, Sarcocystidae. Gene Ontology annotation, molecular function: GTPase activity; GTP binding. Gene Ontology annotation, cellular component: nucleus; cytoplasm. Gene Ontology annotation, biological process: protein import into nucleus; ribosomal subunit export from nucleus. Bases 1 to 651 code for a protein of 216 amino acids.